AUGGAUUAUGCUCGGAAAGGGUCGCCGCCGCCGUUUUUGGUGAAGACUUAUAUGGUGGUGGAGGACCCGUUGACCGACCACGUGGUGUCGUGGAAUGGUGACGGGACAGGUUUUGUGGUCUGGCAGCCGGCGGAGUUUGCCCGGGACUUGCUGCCCACACUCUUCAAGCACUCAAAUUUCUCCAGCUUUGUCCGCCAGCUCAACACAUACGGUUUUCACAAAGUGGCCGCUAACCGUUGGGAAUUUAGCAACAAAUUGUUCCGGCGAGGCGAACGGGACAAACUCCGGGAGAUUUGCCGAAAAAAAGCGACGUAUAGUAAGCCGCAACUUAGGCUGAGUUCCGAGCUAGCCGACGAGCCGCGAACUUUGUCAGCAUCGUCAGAAGUAGUCGAAAACCUAAUUUGCGAGAACAAGAGGCUUCGAAGGGAGAACAACAUUUUGAGCUCCGAGCUUGCCGCCAUGAAGAACAAAUUCGAGGAGCUUUUGGAUUUAGCGACGGUCUAUGGCGGGAGUUUGGACAAACAAGAAACGGAUAAAAACGGGCCCAAGAUUUUUGGUGUAAGAUUGGGGGUUUUGAGAGGAGAAAGAGAAAAGUGA
This is a messenger RNA of Striga asiatica, 597 nucleotides long. Lineage: Eukaryota; Viridiplantae; Streptophyta; Magnoliopsida; Lamiales; Orobanchaceae. The record is from the annotation of a GenBank genome assembly.